Molecule: messenger RNA, 964 nt
Organism: Cucumis melo (muskmelon)
Lineage: Eukaryota; Viridiplantae; Streptophyta; Magnoliopsida; Cucurbitales; Cucurbitaceae
Product: 50S ribosomal protein L28, chloroplastic
Exons: 3
Coding region: 60-512 (150 amino acids)
Biological process (GO): translation
Cellular component (GO): ribosome
Molecular function (GO): structural constituent of ribosome
Source: RefSeq, a predicted model, not a curated record
UUCUCAAAACUCAACCAAACGCUCUUCCCAAUUUACAAAGAUAAACUCCAUCAGUAACAAUGGCAGCUUCCGUUGUCUUUGGCUUCACGCCGGCGGCCACUUCUGCCGGUGUAAUGGCAACCUCCUCAACCAAACUUCACUUCAGAACUAAACCCAAUUCCGAUCUAGGGUUUCUCGCUUCUCAAUUGAGCGGCAUCAAAAUCUCCUCCAACCACUCACUCAUCUCCCCCUCUCCCAUUUCUCCUGCUCCUCUCAGACCUUCCCUUCAACCUAUUGCUCGUAGAAUUUGUCCAUUUACCGGAAAGAAAGCAAAUAAGAAGAACUUAGUUUCCUUCUCCAACCACAAGACCAAGAAAUUGCAGUUCGUGAAUCUUCAAUACAAGAAGGUUUGGUGGGAAGCUGGUAAGCGUUUUGUGAAAUUACGUUUGUCAACUAAGGCUUUGAAGACUAUUGAGAAGAAUGGACUUGAUGCUGUGGCUAAGAAGGCUGGAAUUGAUCUUCGUAAAGAAUGAUAUGGUUCAAUUGGAGCCGACUCUUCAAGGAGAGUUGCAGCUUCAAAGCAUUCAGCAGCCUCCAACGCCGAUGCCCCAGCGUCAGCUUUAUAUAGCAUCCCAAGACUGUACCAAGCAGAUGGAUUUGCUCGAUCUAGUCGAAGGGCAUCGGUUAGCAAGCUUCUUACUACAGGAAACGACUGACUACCGCCUAGCUGUUGGAGAAGACGGGCAGUGGAUAUCAAGCUGGGAACAUGGCCAGGAUCAAUGUCCAAUGCUUUGUUGUAUGCUUGCAAAGCAUCUCGUGGAAGACCCUUAGACUCGUAGAGCAAACCUAGCAGAUUGAUUAUUGAAUAUAGAUAUCAUGGGGUCAAUGAUGUUCUUUAUUAACACACUUCAAUGAGACAACUUGAAUCAAAACUAAAUUGAUUACUAGUAAUAAAAUCACAACUAACUAAAUACUUUCCGGAGAA